Messenger RNA from Lycium barbarum (goji berry), 897 nucleotides. RefSeq lists its product as uncharacterized. Gene Ontology annotation, cellular component: nucleus. The record is from RefSeq and is a predicted model, not a curated record. Gene Ontology annotation, biological process: regulation of DNA-templated transcription. Gene Ontology annotation, molecular function: sequence-specific DNA binding; DNA-binding transcription factor activity. The coding region runs from base 69 to 704 and encodes 211 amino acids. The transcript is spliced from 3 exons. Lineage: Eukaryota; Viridiplantae; Streptophyta; Magnoliopsida; Solanales; Solanaceae.
AGCAUUAGUGAUCUCGAGUUCGAGCCCUAAAAUGAAAAAUGUCCUAAUAGAAAGCGCUAUCCUUAUUAAUGAAUUUUGUGCAACGCGAAUCCGGAUUAAUUGGGUAUGGAUACCGAACAGGGAAAAACAACCUAGAGAUGAAAAAAGAGAGUACGUCAGUACAUAUCUUGACAUUCCGUGAUCACCUAUUACAUCAUUCCGUCUAUAAAAACCCCUUCUUUUCACUCCCUUUAUUCAUUCUUACCAUCAACAUAUUAAUAAGAGAGACCAAAAAAAAAAAAGAAAAAAUAGAGAGAGAGAGAUGGCAUCAUCAAGAAGGGUGCAAAGAAAAAUGGCUGAUCGCAGUUAAAAAGAGCUCUAUAAUAUUGGAUGCCUUCCUUUACAUCAUCAAGCUGAGACUCCAGCUAGAAGCUAUCCAAAGAGAGUAUCACAACUUCUUAAACCAUGUCCAAGAAGUGAAGGUGGAGAAGCUUAUUGGGACAAGAUUUUUGGUGAAAGUGACUUGCAAAAAGGAGAAAGAUGUGCUAGUAUCAAUUUUGGAGGCGUUUGAAGAGAUGAAACUAAGUGUUGCCCAAGCUAGGGUUACAAGGAAGUACUUCUUUGGGAUGGAAGCUAUAGUUGAAGCUGAAAAUGAAACUAAUUUGGAUGUAAAAGCUUUGACUAAAGCACUUCAAAUGGCUAUCCAUAAGCAAAGUAUAAUGUAGUGAAAAUAUUUUGAGGAAAAUCUUGUUUGUUUUGUAGGAAUAUGAUAUUGUAGCUCUUGCUUUUGUUUUUAUUUUUAUUAUCCUUAAUUCUAGUUUGUUGUUAAUGUAAUGAAGGUAAAAAAACAUCACUUUCGUUUUGUUAGCUGUAAGGUAUGAAUGUGAUUAAGUGAAAGAGAAAAGACAAAAUUUUGAA